GGGUUUUUCCUACAUUCUUAAAACUUCUGUACUCAUACUGACGUCUGCAGCAUUAGUGAACCCAAACAGUCAGAGUUCAACCACACUUUACUGGAAUCCAGAAAACAAUGCAGAUUCAUAGUCUUGACCUCGGGAUAUUGGAUAUUGAAUAAGCUCCAUGACGACAGUUGGCGUGUCAACUCAACUUUGGAAACACUGUAACCUUAAGAAGAAUAGAUAUCUAUGAGGUGUAAAUGAGCAUGCAAACUAAUUUAAAGGAUGUUGGUUGGAUGUGUCAUGUUGUACCACUAAGAAAGAAUAAAGCACCACAACCGGCUCCACCAAUAUCUCAGAUUCCAAGUAUUGGUUUUAUGCCUGAAGAUGCAUAUCCUGAAAAAAAGCAUACUAUGUAUUUCAAGUCAACUGACUCACCCUAUGUUCAAUUAUCUAAAAUGGGUGGGAGACCAGAUUUAUUAUGUUUCAAAGAAAAUGAAAGAAAUCGUGGGCCACCUACACCUUAUUGUAGAUGUGAAUGGUAUUAUUUAGAAGAUAACGCAUUGGAAGAUAAACAAAAUAGGAAGGAAGAGUCAAAACAUGUAUUCAAAGUACCAUUCUAUAUGUCCGAUAUUUCUGUAUGCCCAACGAAGAAGAAAGAAAUAACUAAACCGAUUGUCAGCAGUACACCACCACCUCUACAAAAACCAAAGAAACUGAAAAAAUGCUGCAAACUGCCAUCACACAGGAUUGGCUACGCUGAGUACAACAGAAAGCCAACUAAAAUAUCAAUAGCUAAAUAUGUCAGAGAUCCAGCUCUGCCAAUAGUAUUCCCAAAGAGCGAUGUAACGAAAUGUAAUCCUACAAAUUUUUCAAAAUUAUUGGCGCAUGAAUAUACCUCAGACUAUGAUUUUUAUCAAAAACAGUGGAAAGAAGUAAAAAACUACUACAAGAGUAAAGGUGAUCCUUGUGUGCUGAAGAAUUCACCAUUUAAAAAGACAACACUAGGUCCAGUUGGGAAUGAUGUAAAACUUUAGUGGAAAAAGAGAAAUCAAUUCAUAUGUAAAAGAACUUUCAGAAUUCCUACAAUAAUUCAAUCAACGAUGACGAGUUCAGUAAACUGAAUUGCACUAUAUAUAACGCUAUAAGAUUUGUACAACUAAUUGCUAGUUUUCAGUAAUAAACGUAAAAGUAACUCGUCUGUCCAUUUGUAAAAAUAUCUAUCAUAUUAAUUU
Messenger RNA from Trichobilharzia szidati, 1208 nucleotides. The record is from the annotation of a GenBank genome assembly. NCBI's taxonomy places the organism in Eukaryota, Metazoa, Platyhelminthes, Trematoda, Strigeidida, Schistosomatidae.